ACUCUUUGCUUCGUCGUAGAUAUCUAAACUAUUAUAAACAAAGGUCAAACUUGUCAAGCCCAUUUUUUUAUACAAGGCAUGUACAUGCUGCGAUUCUUCGUACACGGUUUUCAGUCGCAUCAGAUUUUGAGAAGACGCCUAUAUCCAAUACACGUACACAAAUCGGCCCGAAUCGUACCACGUUAUACUUGAUCCCUCGCUUCCUUUAAUUUUUGUCCCGCCACCCCCCCUCAGAGCUCGUACUAGUGGCGUUCUACUGUUUUCCUCUCUGCGCGUAUCGAUAUUAUAGUGUCUAACAAUAGAUUUGAUAAGCACACGAUGCUUGGAUUGUUGACGUCUCUCACUACCAUUACCGAAUACCCAUGAUUCUCUAUGUGCCUACUUUGGCAACAACUUGUACUUGGAUUGCUACGGGUCUGGCGGACAUUAAGGGCUUGUUACACACACUGUACAGCGGCUAGCGUGGGGCAUGACCAGAUAUGAGGGUACUAUGCGGCUGUGUCUUCUUGUCGAACGCCAUUAUUUUGAUCGGUGGUAGUAUGAUGCUAGGCCUAGCCAUAUGGGUGACGUCAGAGGAAACUGAAUACAACCACGUUACAGGGAACCUGGCUGCAAGUAUCACAUAUAUAGCCAUGUCAUCCAUUCUCUUCAUCACCGGUUGUCUUGGAGUAUGCGCGCUACUGUACAUGAAUCCAUGCCUUCUCAAAACCUAUUUUUCCUUUAUGCUUAUUCUCGUCGUGGCGGAGGUAACCAUUGCUGUUUACCUCCUCAUUGAGAAAGAUAAGAUUGAGGAUUACAUCACCUCCAACUGGAACAAUACAGAUGACGAGACGCGGAUACUUAUACAAACCAAGCUCCUGUGCUGUGGCAUGAAGCCGCUGACCACUAGUCAUUCGUCAUCAAGCGACAAGUCGUGCUAUGAGGGCAUGAACAAAGCAACCGGCACAAGGCUAACGGAUUGUUACAGUAAAUUGACACAGUGGAUCCAAAAUAACUACGUGGUUUUGGCGAGCGUUGCCGUUGUUGUUGCAGUCGCAGAGCUGUUUAUUCUGGCGAGCACCUGCAGGUUGCUGUCAAAGACAGAGUCGAACGACAGACAAAUCAGGCAGGUCAAAGUGGCUCCCGCACCAAACACAUCAACCAUGAAACAAACAUACGGCAACACAAAGAGAGAAGCAUCUAGGCCUCGUGAAAUUACCUCCCAAGAACAGAGUGAUGGACAAAUGGUGCUGGAAGAUGAGGCACCACGUAAGACAAGGAGGGAGUGGGCGAAAAAAGGACACAGACACAGAUAGGUGAACUUCCUGGAGUGGCUACAGCAUUGAAUGUUUUAUAGCUAUAACAUACUCCAAUCGAACACACGCCCCUACUGGCUCCACCAAGAUCUGUGCCUGUGGUGAACUACAAAUCAAAUGUUAUGAGAGACACUGCUGUCACAUGUUGUGUUUGAGAGCAACAAAAUUCUGGUUUAUAGACAGCUCCUUCGGAAAACACCAAUUUCGCUUCCCGAUCAAGAUCCUCAUAAAACAAACUGUUGUUUUCCUUGUGAGCAGUCAUUGAAGUGUAAAAUCUAAAUACAGCUGUGCAUAGGGAGUUUUCCUUGGGACAUGUUAAGAGUAAAAACUUUCUCAUUAUUUCAAGAGAACCACAAAGAUUCAUGUACAUACAGACUAGCCUCCAUGUCUUUUCUACAGAUAGUUAGAAGUAAACUGAGAGCCACGGUUAAGACAUGGUAUAACCAGUCUUUGUUUGUAAAGGAUUUGAGUCCAAACAACAGCCGCAAAUAGCAGCCAUUGUACAUAUUUUUUUUUUAGACCAAAGCUAUUUAUACCUACAUUGUGUAGUAGUUUUAAAAGAGAUACUUGCAAUAAAGAUACUUGGGGCAGUGGCUGGGCAGGUCAAACCCUUAUAACUCUUAGCCAAGAUCACGUUAAAUUAUAGCCUACGUAUCAAGCAUUUCUUGACAAGCCUCACCAAGUACAAGCCAAACUCAGGAUAAUUAAAUUGUAUUUAUAUUAACGAAAUUCCUAUGUCGUUUGUUUUAAAGCUGGAAGGGAGGGUAGGGAGCGUUAAAUAGAGGGGGGCAUUUAUUUGAGAGGGGUUCAUUACAAACUUGUAAGCUUGGGGGGAGGGUGUUCAUUAGAUAGUGGGGCAUUUAUUAGAUCAUUUACAGUAAGUAUGAAAACGUAAGAAGACUCUUGAUAAGCUCCUCCUAUUCUACACAUUCCCCUUAUUGUCCCUUGGGUCCCUUGUGACUAUUAUUUGUACCUUUUUAUGUUUUCCUUCUUUCAUUCUCUGCAAACCAGCCAUGAUAGUCAAAUUCAGGAAAGAAAAACUCAAUUUCUUUUCUUGCUGAUUCAUCUGAGUCUGAACAAACAAUAAGUUACAUUAAUAACAAUUAAAAAAAACCUUAUAAUAGUAAUCUGUUUGAAGUGUCAAACUCUGAAGUAGCUAAUAGCAACUUUUCUUAGUUUGAAUCAUUAAUGAAAGAUCCCUAUUCAGAUCUAAUGAUAAUUUAAAAAGGGGAUUAUACUCUUGUUACUGAUAGUUUAGAGAGUCUUUGAAGUUCUCGGCAAGUUUUGCUUAGCUCUUUCGGUGUAAUGUUACAGACAAAAAGAAUGGGAUUCUUGGGAGAACGUACAUGUAUCACAAAUUCGAGGUAUCUUUGCACAGAGUUCCUUGAUUUUACAAUCUGGUUAAUUAUCAACUUUUACAAAAUAAUGAUAUCUGUACUCUGUAUAAGGAAGACUGCUUAGCUACUCUCUGAGAUACUGUCAUUUGUAUUUAACAAGAUCUGUCAACUUUUACAAAAUAAUAAUAUUUGAACUGUACUCUGUAUAAGACUGUUCAGCUACUCUAUGUUAGACUGUAAUCUGUAUUUAACCAGAUCUGUCAAGUCAAAAAAUUGAUUAACGUACAGUA
Molecule: messenger RNA, 2922 nt
Organism: Nematostella vectensis (starlet sea anemone)
Lineage: Eukaryota; Metazoa; Cnidaria; Anthozoa; Actiniaria; Edwardsiidae
Product: 23 kDa integral membrane protein
Exons: 9
Coding region: 480-1295 (271 amino acids)
Cellular component (GO): membrane
Source: RefSeq, a predicted model, not a curated record